This is a messenger RNA of Loa loa (African eye worm), 2066 nucleotides long. Its product is annotated as histone acetyltransferase type B catalytic subunit, variant. Bases 317 to 1333 code for a protein of 338 amino acids. Gene Ontology annotation, biological process: subtelomeric heterochromatin formation. The transcript is spliced from 9 exons. NCBI's taxonomy places the organism in Eukaryota, Metazoa, Nematoda, Chromadorea, Rhabditida, Onchocercidae. Gene Ontology annotation, cellular component: nucleus. The record is from RefSeq and is a predicted model, not a curated record. Gene Ontology annotation, molecular function: histone binding; histone H4 acetyltransferase activity.
UUACAGGAGUGAGCUAUGAAGUGAGUUUCGGGAUGGCUGUGUCAAACAUAAAGGAGAAAUAUGCCGACUUUCUGGUGGAUGGUGCUCAGGCAGUAUCAUUAACUUUUGUGUCCGAUAUGAACAAAAUGGCUUCGGCGCAAAAACAUCAUCCCGAAUAUGUCUACCAGCACUUCGGAGAGAAGUAAGUCACUUCUCUCCAGAUUUUGCUCUGAUUCGUACCGGACCAUUCACGCAAACCUUAUCUCGAUGCGCUACUCGCGAAACAGUAUUUGGUUACAAGGACCUAAAUGUCAUUAUACAUUACACCGACGUGUCUAUGUAUCUCUACCCGGAAAUUAGUUAUACAGCCGAAAUAACAUCGUUCACAACGGAGUUCAAAGCUGACAAUAUAAUUCGAAAAUUAAGCGAACAGUUGCCAGCUGAACAAAUGGAAAUGUUAUGCCAGACAAGCGCCAUUUUCAAGUCUCGUUUGGAUGAUCAGAGAAAUUUUCGGCCUUAUGGACAGCUUCUUUUCAAAUUCACCGCUGGUAGUCGAGAGCUGCAGGUCUGGGUGGUUAAUGAAAGUUCACCUGAAUUUGAUGCAUAUUUAGCUCGAGUUCAGACUCUUGCCUUAUGGUACAUUGAAGCUGCACAGUACACAGAUAAUGAUGAUCCACGGUGGCAGCAUUAUUUCUUGUACGAAUCAUUUAAGAAAGAUGGAAUUUCGCGCGUGGCACUUGCGGGCUAUGCAUCACUUGUCAGAUUUUAUAAUUAUCCAGAUAAAAUUCGACCUAGGAUUGCCCAGAUUUUACUACUGCCACAUUAUCAAGGCGCAGGUAUUGGUGCUAGAUUUUUGAAGGCAAUAUAUAACGACUUGAUCCAAGAUCCAAAUGUUACAGACAUUACAGCGGAAGUCCCUGCAGAAUCUUUCAUAACAACUCGAGACUACGUGAACUGCUGUUAUUGCUUAACCCUGAAGGAAUUCAGUGCAGAUAAUUUAAAAAAAGGUUUCACCGAAGAGAUGAAGAGUGCAGCCUUACGGUUUAAAAUAAAUCCAAAACAAGCACGGCGUGUUUAUGAAAUACUGCGUUUGCGUUAUAUCGGUGUGCGAGAUGAAAAAGCCAUGGAAGAAUACCGAAUGGAUGUAAAGAAAAGACUUGAGAAACCUUUUAAACGAAGUGAACGUGACUGGAGGAAACUGUCAAGCGUUUUGGAUGAGUAUGAAUAUGCAGCAGUUGUAGCCAGUCAGAUGAGUAUAGAGCAGAAAACAGCCAAAUUAGAACAACUCUAUGAAGAAGAACUAGCCGGUUAUCGCACUGUCAUUAAACGAUUGAUCAAUUUUGCUAAUGGUUAAAUAUGCUUGUUAUUCCCUGAUCCUUAAUUGAAUUUCCAUUUGUUGUUUCUCCUUGGUUGUGAAAAUACUUCAAAGUUUCAACGAAGUGCAUUACACAUUUUGACCAGUUAUUUGUCUUUUUAAGCGCACUUCCUGAAUCAAAUUUUCAAGUGUGUUCCUGAUUUUUAUUGAGAUUAGUCUGUUUUUUUGAGCUGUGAAUUAUUUGUGAGGGUAUUGAUUGUUGUCGGGAAAGAUCUAAUUUAUUUUUGUUGGGAUUCCGCUUCGUCAACAGUAGCAUUCAUUCCACAAUAUCGCGUUUAUACAAUAACAAGAACGAAAUGAACAACACGGUAAAUAUUAAAGGAUACCAAUAGUCUCUGAAUGUUCACUUCGUUUUCGUACUUCAUUCUUGUAACUGUCAUUCUCCUUUGCUCCAUCACUACUGUUGAUCUUGCUUCUACGCUACUGUCGAUUCACUUGAACUGUCGCUCCUGAUGAUCUGUCGGAUUACCAAUCUUACUGCCGUCGAACCGUCCUCAGAAUUGAAUUCGAACUGGACCCUAAUCUUAGAAGUCCUUACCUUAUACAUCCUCCGGGACCGCUUCACAAUGAUGCUAAGAUCGUAUCUGGCUGAACCACUACUGUUCUGGCGGUAAAUUUCAUUUCCAAAUGGGCUUGCAAUCUUUGCCUUGUUCACCAGAUAUAUUAUUUGUUUGAACUUCAGUGUAUCUUGCUUACGUGUGGGUCGGCACCU